Molecule: messenger RNA, 2928 nt
Organism: Camellia sinensis
Lineage: Eukaryota; Viridiplantae; Streptophyta; Magnoliopsida; Ericales; Theaceae
Gene: ARF11
Product: auxin response factor 11
Biological process (GO): regulation of DNA-templated transcription; response to hormone
Cellular component (GO): nucleus
Molecular function (GO): DNA binding
Source: RefSeq, a predicted model, not a curated record
ACUCGAGAGAGAGAGAGUGUGACAGGCCUAUAUAGAGAGAAAAGAAAGAGAGAGGAGAGAGGAGGCUUGGAAAGCGGUUUUGGGAUUUGGUAACGUCGAUUCAGGUGAUGGAGAUGUUGAAGGAAAAGCAGUGUUUGGGCUAAAAAAAAGGCGGUUUUGUUACUGAGAAGACAAAGUUGGAGCGGUUUUGUAACUGAUAAAAGAGAGAGAGAGUGAAAGACAAUCGUCAAUAAUCGAUUGAAAUCGGUUACAUAGAGAGACUGUUACCAAGUGUGUAUUAUAUACAACAAUCAAAAGGGUUUUCUGUGAUUAUUAUUGUUUAGAUAACGGCUUCGAAGAUGAUGAUGAUGAUGAUAAAUGGGGUAGGUUGAAGUUCGUGAACAAGGUUUCUGAAGCUACAUUAGUCGUUUUUUGCUUUCUCUCUCUCUACUCUCUCUCUCUCUCUAGAUUGUGAGCUUUGGUUCAGCUAUUUUAAUGGCGCAUGUGGAUAAUCUCAGAGGGGAACGUCAUGAUACAGGUUUGAGAAGUCAUGAUCUGUAUACGGAGCUAUGGAAGGCAUGUGCAGGCCCUCUGGUUGAUGUUCCUCGACCUGGAGAGAGGGUCUUCUACUUCCCACAAGGUCACAUGGAACAAUUAGAGGCAUCAACAAAUGAAGAACUUAAUCAACAAAUCCCACAGUUUAAUCUUCCAUCCAAGAUCCUUUGUCGCGUUGUGAACAUACAUUUAAUGGCAGAGCCAGAAACAGAUGAAGUCUAUGCACAGAUCACUUUACACCCAGAAGCAGAUCAAUCUGAACCUACAAGUCCUGAUCCGAGCCCGCCAGAGCAACCGAAACAGACUGUUCAUUCUUUCUGUAAAAUUUUAACGGCAUCUGAUACUAGCACCCAUGGAGGGUUUUCUGUUCUUCGGAAGCAUGCCAACGAAUGCCUGCCACAAUUGGACAUGACCCAGUCAACCCCAACCCAGGAUUUGGUUGCCAAAGAUCUUCAUGGGUAUGAGUGGCGAUUUAAGCAUAUAUUCAGAGGUCAACCUCGAAGACAUUUGCUUACGACAGGCUGGAGUACUUUUGUGACUUCCAAAAGAUUAGUUGCAGGGGAUGCUUUUGUUUUCCUGAGAGGUGAUAGUGGGGAACUUCGAGUUGGGGUUCGCCGACUUGCUCGGCAGCAGACCCCUAUGCCACCGUCAGUGAUAUCCAGCCAGAGCAUGCAUCUAGGAGUGCUUGCCACUGCAUCUCAUGCCAUUACUACACAAACCCUAUUUGUUGUCUACUACAAACCAAGGACAAGCCAGUUUAUCAUUGGGUUGAACAAAUAUCUAGAGGCUGUAAAAAAUGGGUUCUCAGUUGGCAUGCGAUUCAAGAUGAGAUUUGAAGGAGAAGAUUCUCCUGAGAGAAGGUUCACAGGCACUAUAGUUGGGGUUGGGGAGAUAUCACACCAGUGGCCAGAGUCCAAAUGGCGGUCAUUGAAGAUCCAGUGGGAUGAACCAGCAACCAUACAUAGACCAGAAAAGGUUUCACUGUGGGAGAUAGAACCUUUCGUAGCUUCUGCUUCGAUAAACCUUUCUCCACCAGCAAUGAAAAGCAAGAGGCCCCGAUCUAUUGAUCUUCCAGUUACUGAAAAUACUACCAAUUCAGCUGCUUCUGCUUUCUGGUAUCCUGGAUCAGCCACGUCCCUUGAAUUCAGCCACUUAGGUAGUACAACUGAUGUCCAAAGCAAUGAAAGCAUAUGGCCUCCGAAGCAAAUAAACCUUAAUAGCAAUCUCAAUAAUAGUGGUAGCUGUUGUAGCUCAAGGGCUUGGGCAGAUGGCAUUUGGUCUCCUCCACUUGGAAAUGGUUCUCAAAAUCUGUUACGAGACUCAAUAGGAGACUACAAAAAUGCAGCAGCUCGAUCUAUUCUUUCUGAUUAUACCUCUCAUGGCUUGUCAAGGCCAAACAGUAGUGCAACACUCGAUCUGGUGGAGAGGGGGAAAAAAUCUGAGACUUCUACUGGUUGUCGAUUAUUUGGGAUUGAUUUGACAAACAACUCCAUGUGGCCUGCUCACCCAGAGAAGGAAUUGGCAUGCCCAAAUGCUGUUCCCACCCCGGUUGUGUUGUCUGAAGCUGAUAUGACUCAAACUGUAGAUGUUUUGAACUGCUCAAAGGAGCAAGUUCAAUCAGAGGGAUUGCCGAAAGAAAUGCAGAGCAAGCAGGCUUGCACCAAUUCCACAAGAACUCGUACUAAGGUGCAAAUGCAAGGGGUUGCUGUUGGUCGUGCUGUUGACUUGACUUCUCUGGAAGGGUACGGUCCACUCAUUGACGAGCUGGAGAAGAUGUUUGAGAUUAAAGGAGAGCUUCACAUCCGAAAUAAAUGGGAAGUUGUUUACACAGACGAUGAAGGGGAUAUGAUGCUUGUGGGUGAUGAUCCGUGGCUGGAAUUCUGUAAUAUGGUUAAGAAGAUAAUCAUAUAUUCGAGUGAGGAAGUGAAGAAGUUGAAUCCUAGAUGCAAGCUUCCUCCGUCAUCCUUAGAAGGUGAAGGGACAAUUAUAACCUUGGAUUCAGAGCUCAAAUCUGAAUUGUGAAGUUUGAUUUGAUUUUUGUUGUCUUUUCCUUCUUUUUUUAAUUAAAAUCUUUUGGGGUUGGGGGGUCUCUCAUUGCUGAAAAGGGUGUACAAGAAAGGGGUUGUUGCUCAGUUUUUAGUUGGGAGUUUGAUCAAGAGAUAACAGAAGUAAAUUAGAAGGGUUGGAUUUUGAUUUAAGUGGUAGUAGACUAUUUGUGUUAUACAACUACUAAACAAACAUGGUGAAGGUUAGAAUUGGAAAUUGUGAAUACCUUGCUUGUGGGAUUGUGUAGUGUGUUUUGUUAUUUUUGAAUGAUCAGUCUGUGAAAAUGUAGACUUAUUUGUUUAUGUUAUUAUGAUGACAAGCAAACUAGUGCUUGGAUUUUUAUGAGUC